Molecule: messenger RNA, 580 nt
Organism: Scleropages formosus (Asian bonytongue)
Lineage: Eukaryota; Metazoa; Chordata; Actinopteri; Osteoglossiformes; Osteoglossidae
Gene: rps14
Product: ribosomal protein S14
Exons: 5
Coding region: 78-533 (151 amino acids)
Biological process (GO): translation
Cellular component (GO): ribosome
Molecular function (GO): structural constituent of ribosome
Source: RefSeq, a predicted model, not a curated record
AACAUGCGAACCUUUCAACCCGGAUGUAGUACCGUCUUCCUUUCUUGGUCGGACUGCUCAGAGAAGCACACAUAGCAAUGGCUCCUCGCAAGGGAAAGGAGAAGAAGGAAGAGCAGGUAAUCAGCCUGGGCCCGCAGGUCGCCGAGGGCGAGAACGUCUUUGGAGUGUGCCACAUCUUCGCCUCCUUCAAUGACACCUUCGUCCACGUUACCGAUCUCUCUGGCAAGGAGACCAUUUGCCGCGUCACUGGUGGGAUGAAGGUGAAGGCGGACAGAGACGAGUCCUCCCCCUACGCCGCUAUGCUUGCUGCUCAAGAUGUGGCUCAAAGGUGCAAGGAGCUUGGCAUCACUGCCCUGCAUAUCAAACUGAGAGCCACUGGGGGAAACAGAACCAAGACUCCAGGUCCAGGUGCACAGUCUGCACUUAGGGCCUUGGCUCGUUCCGGUAUGAAGAUUGGCCGCAUUGAGGAUGUCACCCCCAUUCCAUCAGACAGCACCCGCAGAAAGGGUGGUCGCCGUGGCCGUCGUCUGUGAAAUGUGUAUAUUUCCAAGGUCACCAAAAUAAAGUGUUGUAAUACACA